GAGCCAGCAUCCCUUUUGUCUCUACCUUCAAAUUGGUCUACUGUACAUGCAUCUUUACUUUGACCAACUUAACGUAGUCUUCAUUAUGUAUACAAUGAAAUAAUACUUUAUCUUCAUCAUCGCUACCCAGUACCCAUUCCAGUCUCUUUAUAUAUCGAGACACUAAACACAUACUAACCCACACAAAAGGAGAGCCAUGGAGGACAUAAUAACUGGCUCUACUCAGUGGGUGCAAUCCUCCUACGACUCUUUUCACUCUCUGUUGCCAUUCUCCGAUGCCACGGCCCCGACGACGGGUGUCGAUAGCUCCUUAUUAAGCCCUAACAAGUCAUGUAGAGCUAUUGAUCAUCAUCAACAUCAAUUGAGUCCAAGGAAUAGUGGGUGUGUGUCAAAACCAAUCCGAAGGAGGUCUAGAGCUUCAAAGAGGACACCAACCACUCUUCUUAAGGCCAAUACCACAAAUUUUCGAGCUCUUGUGCAACAAUUCACUGGAUGCCCUAGAGCACCCAUUCCAUUUGCAACCCAAAAGGGUCCUAUCACCUUGAAUUUUGGUGCUGGGAGCGCUCAUAACUAUAACUAUAGUAGCAGCACUAAUUUUCGCAAAAAGUUUUAUCUUCAACGCUUCCAACGAGAAAAUUGGAGUCAACAAAACGAGCAGCAACAACAGCAUCAGCAGUACCUACAACAACAAGAACAACAAGAAUAUUAUAGUGUGGAACAAAUACUUGACAAUAUUUCUAAUGAUGGGUCUAACAGUGGUUCUCAAAAUGUGGAGAUCGAUGACGACUUUGUCCUCAAUGAUUUUUCCUUGGAUGAGCUUACUAGGGAAUAUUUGUUCUCCAAUGAUAUAUGUAGCUAGCUAGGGUUCGAUUGAUGGUAGUUAAUUUCUCUCUCUUUCAAGAACCCUAGAUUGCCUCUAGCUCAUAUGCAUGAUGUGAUAUAUGUGUCUAAUUUCUUACUUUUAUGAUCAUUUGAUCUAGCUAGCUAGCUAGGUUGUGCCGCAAUAGUUAGCAUCCUCCAAAAAAAGAUGUAAAUUCAAACAUAAGACAAUUCUCAUAAGUUGUAAAGAUUGAAAAGUAGGUCGCUCCAAAA
Molecule: messenger RNA, 1092 nt
Organism: Tripterygium wilfordii
Lineage: Eukaryota; Viridiplantae; Streptophyta; Magnoliopsida; Celastrales; Celastraceae
Product: VQ motif-containing protein 22-like
Exons: 1
Coding region: 197-859 (220 amino acids)
Source: RefSeq, a predicted model, not a curated record